Molecule: messenger RNA, 1863 nt
Organism: Schistosoma rodhaini
Lineage: Eukaryota; Metazoa; Platyhelminthes; Trematoda; Strigeidida; Schistosomatidae
Source: the annotation of a GenBank genome assembly
AUGGAAAGCGAACAAAAUAGUGAAAUUUUGCUCCCACCAUCUGCUUUUCUUACCUCAAAUCCUAAUCAUUUUAAUUGCCCUCAGAAUGUGAACAAUGAUGCUGAACACACUAAUUCGAUACUAAGCAGUAGGAGCACUAGAAAAUUGUCAAUAAAUUCGAUUAUUCCUAUAUUAAAUAAAAAUUCAGUCGAUCUAAACGAUGAUGGUCAUUUUGAUCGAAUCAAUUCAGAAGACAUACAAUUCAAUUACAUCAACAAGUUUGUUAAUGAACUGAAACAAGAAAAUGAAUAUCUUUUACAAAGUCAGACAAAAGCUUUAGACGAAUUGAAUAAAAUACGAGGAUAUAUUGGAUUGGGUAGAGUUUCAUCUAAAAAUACAUUUAAUGAAGAUUCUUUUGAACAACAUAAAUGUAUUUGCAAUAGAGAAUUAUUAGAAAAGCUUAAAUAUUUGGAAAAUAAAAAUUCUGAGUUAAAUCUUCAACUUGAACAAAUGAAUGAUCGAAUGAGUAGUUUGGAGACAGUUUUAGAAAUUCAAGAAAAACAGUUGUCCAGAGAAAGUAAUAAUGAAGUGCUACCUAUUAACAAUAAGUCUGGAAAAGUGGAAAAUUUACUUUGCACAUGGCGUAGACAUGUUUUACGCUUACUUAUUGAAAUAGAAAAUCUGAAGUCUGAAAAUUCCCAUACUGUAACCAAAUCAAAACGUGCCUAUGAAAAGCUACUUUCAGAAUUUGAAUCUUUAAAAGCAACUUUAGAAGCAACUGAAUUUAAACUGAAAGCUAACGAAUCCGCACUGAACGUAGAACGUAAUAAAAGACAGGGAUUUGAAAAAGAUUUGGAAAGUUUGUAUUCAAAAUUAGCAAUGACUCAAUCAAAUUUAACCGAAUCUCGUGAAAAUUACAAGAAUUUCGCUUUAAGUACAAAACAAAAUCUUGAUCAAAUUGUAAAAGCUAUACAAACGUUUAUGAAUUGGCCAGAAUCCGGUUCAAUGAAUCAACAAAAUCCAAUAACAAUAUGCUCAGUUUUUCGUCGUUUAAGACAUUUAGAAAGGCGUCUAGAUUUUGCUAACUCUCGUCUUCCUGUUCUACGCACUCAGUUAUUAUUAUCAUCAUCAUUAUCACAUCGGAAAGCAAAUGUAGACCAGUCAACGCAAGUCAGCUAUGAAUUAAAACAUUGGAUUGGUGAUAUUUUAUCAGAAUCAGAGAAAGAAGAGAUUAUUUCUCAGGCUCAAACCGAAGCAAUUAAGGCUAUAAAAGAGCGUGAUCGAGCAUUAGAACAGUUGUCCGAUUAUGUUAGAUCAUUUGAUAAUCGCGUUGAAGAUGCUGAGAAAGCAGUUGAAAAAGAAUUAUCAGAACUUCGGGAAGCAAACAGAAUUUUGAAUUUAUCUUUACAUGAUGAACAAAAGAAAUUAAAAGAAUGUUCAGAUCAAUUAAAAAGUGAAAAACUGACUAAUAAUGAUCUAGAAAAAAAGUAUAUAGAUGAAACUGAACAUUUAAAAACUCAACUCUCUGAGACGGAUAUGAAACUUACCAAAGCUUUAACGGAACUACGUCGUGCUGAACGCCGUGUUGAUCGAGAGAUUAAUGAAAGAAAGUUACAGAUCAAUAAUAUUGAAAACACCUAUAAAUCCAAAAUUCAAACUCUAGAGAAUGCACUUCAUUCGUUUUAUCCAGAACCUUAUCGUUGCUAUGGUAACAAUACAGCGAAGUCAUCAAAUGUUAUUCAAAAAAUGACGUGUCCAAUAGUACCUACAUUUGCAAGCCAUAUUGAUCUCAAUGAAUCAAUACGUAAACUUGACGAACUUGCUGAUCGGCUAAAUAGCGACUUGUCAAGCGAUUCAGAUGCUGAAAAAUAUGUUGAUCAGUGA